AGUUUGUACCAAGUUUGAAUACUAUCAACUUCUUAAACUUUUAGUACUCAUAGUUACUCGUAAAAUUUAUUCGAGGGUAAAAAGUAAGUUUAUUGAAUGAGAUUUUAGCAUAAGUAUCGAUGUUAUGUGUAUCAACAUAAUGUUUACAGGAAAAUAAUAUGGUGGCGAAGUACAUUAGAACUUGCUUAGUGUUUUGCUUAGACGAGGUCUGACACAUAUAUUUGGAACACAAUCUAAUGAACUGAAUUUUUCAGAGAUGGAUGAGGUGAGGAGGAGCAGCAGCAUCCGUGGCCCCCAGACAGUGGAGUUGCCGAAGCUGGAGAUUGAUCGUCAGUUCGCUGAAGUACGACUCCUGAAGGAGAAUGGUAGCAUUAAAGUCUUCAGCGCUAGAUGUCUGGAGUCUGACUCCAGCAGCGUGGCUCUCAAGAGUGUGCAGAAGGACGCCAUCAAGAAGAAGGAUUUCCUUCAAGAGUUCUAUUACAACUCCUUGCUUAGUUUUCAUAGCAAUAUUUACAAGUGUUUUGACCAAGUCUUCGAAACAGAAACUUCCUACGUCUUAGUACAAGAGCUGUCUAAACUGGGUCAUUUAUCAGAGUUUGUCAGGAGAGGCGGCAUGGGGGAACUAGGGACGAAGACUGUAGUGAAGCAAAUCGCUCAAGCUCUGGAGUUUAUGCACGAGAGAGACCUGGUUCACAGUGAUAUCUGCACAGAAAACAUCUUCGUAUUUGAUCGAAAAUUUUCGCUAGUCAAAUUGGGCUGCUUCAGCAAGACCCAGCAAGAGGGAACACUGGUGAAGAAGUUGAAGGUUGGGUCACCCUGGGCGCCACCAGAAGUGAGUGUGGCCGUGUAUAACGAGGGUUACCACGUCCACAGAAGCCAGGAUGCCUGGCAACUUGGCAUCCUCAUCUUCGUGUGCCUGACUGGUUCAUAUCCUUGGUCUUCUGCAGAUAUCACAGACCGCCACUACAACUCCUGGGUGGCCUGGCUAAAGCGUAAGACCACGAAGAUGCCACCACGCUUCCGGUGCUUCACUCCUCGCCUUCUUCGCCUUCUACGUCGCCUCCUGGAGCCCAAACCUAAAAAACGUCUUGGUGUAAAGGAAUUAUAUAAGUACUUACCUGAUGUCUGGCACUUGAGGGAGACUCACGCAGCCAACAUAACACUGAAUGACACUUUAUCGAAAUUUUUAUCGGAUGGAGCGAAGUCAUUGUUUACUCGAACUGAGACAAAAAUGGUUGCGGUUCUUCGUCACUACCUUCGUCAGAUAGAUUCACAGCCCCAGGAAGAUAAGAGACGCGUCAGUUUUGUUUCUGAAGAAGGAGAAGCCACUUCUCGCCUAGAGUCCCAGCCAAAAGAAUGCAAAAGAAGCGUGAGCUUCGCUUCUGCCGAUGGUGGCGCUGCUUCCCACAGCAAAUCAAAACCAAAAGAAUACAAGAGGCGAGUGAGCUUCGCUUCUGACGGUGUUCUCGCCACUUCCCACACUAGCAACACAAGCACGUCGUAAAACAGAGCAUAUGUUAGGUAAUGCUGCUGUGUCUCUACUGUGUUAUAUUGCUCUAUAAGAACCCAGACGAAGAAGCAUUUAGGGCCAUUAUUUGUAGCCCUGAAUUCUAUGAUGGGGGAAGCUACAGAUAUUUAUGAAAUUGCC
Cherax quadricarinatus is the source of this 1648-nucleotide messenger RNA. The record is from RefSeq and is a predicted model, not a curated record. Lineage: Eukaryota; Metazoa; Arthropoda; Malacostraca; Decapoda; Parastacidae.